UCGUGAAAUUGUCUCAAGAAAGUUUCAAAAUGGCGUCGCUUCUUCGGUCGUCUCGGCGGAGUGCUGUUCUCAUAAACUUUUUACGCACUCAGGGGCCGUGUCAUCAGUCAGUGUGUCAUAUUCAGACGUCUAAAAAGAAGAAAGAUGUUGGUACGGCAGAAGGAAUAUUAGAAAAAGUAGACCCUUCUCCAGUAAAUUCUUUUGAAAAGCCUAAGAAUGCCAUCAAUUUUGGCUUUAGUCUGGAUUCAGAAAAAGAAGCCAGCAUGGACUAUCAGCUCACAUUGUUCUGUAUUAUUACAGUAGCUGUGGUUGGAUCAGCUUUUCUUGUUUUGUAUUUGCCAGAUAAAAAAUUAAAAUAUUGGAGUCAGAGGGAAGCUUAUUUAGAUCUUUAUAAACGAGAAAAAGAAGGCCUGCCUCCGAUUGAUAAGAACUAUAUACCAGAAGACCAGAUGGUUCUACCAUCAGAAGAGGAACUAAAAAAAGUGGAAAUCAUUGUUUGAAUUGAAAAAAAACUUCACUAGAAAAAUCUAUUUAUAAAGCUGCUCAUUUGAAAGGAUUUUGUGAAAAGAAGUGUUGGAAUUUCAGUAAUAAAAUUGUGCCCAGCACACUGGACCUGGCUUAUUACAGUCCUCAACUUGGAAAGACACAGUGUCCUUGAUAUGUUUGAAGGUGUUAAAGUGACAGCCACACAUUGCGUUUAAAUCUUUGCAUACCAAUUACCAGUAAGCUUCAAUCUGGACAGGUUCUGCAGGAUAGUAUUGUCUUGCAGCAAAAGCAUGUUUUUAUGAAAUACAACUGAUAUGUGCGCGUCAGAUUUUUAGAACAGAGUGAGUUUUUGAUUUGAGUAGCAUUUGCAGCUUCGAGGGACUGUGACACUUUCGGCAGGAUUGUGUGUGCAUGCGGGCCAAACCUUGUGUGGUUGAAUCUGGUUUAGACAGUUCUAUAUGUGCACUUAUUUUGAGGCGAUUUGGAUUUACACAUGGAUAAUGUUCAAAAUAAAAGUUACUGAUUCCAU
Lingula anatina is the source of this 1015-nucleotide messenger RNA. RefSeq names its product NADH dehydrogenase [ubiquinone] 1 beta subcomplex subunit 11, mitochondrial. NCBI's taxonomy places the organism in Eukaryota, Metazoa, Brachiopoda, Lingulata, Lingulida, Lingulidae. Gene Ontology annotation, cellular component: respiratory chain complex I. The record is from RefSeq and is a predicted model, not a curated record.